Gregarina niphandrodes is the source of this 757-nucleotide messenger RNA. RefSeq lists its product as hypothetical. The transcript has a single exon. The annotation marks the transcript as partial. NCBI's taxonomy places the organism in Eukaryota, Apicomplexa, Conoidasida, Eugregarinorida, Gregarinidae. The record is from RefSeq and is a predicted model, not a curated record.
AUGAAGAUCUGUGGACUGACUGGAUCCAUAUUCGUUAACUACAGUGCUUGGAGGGAGUGCCAGUUGACCUGCCUCUCCCGCGACGACUCGUUCCCUUCGCACUGCAGAUCAGAUAGCGUGAAGGCUGGACUGGUGUCGCGGGGCACGGUAGUUGGUGGGCGGACUGCUAGGACCGGUACGGCUUUCGCGGAUGUGGCUUCUCCUUCGGACUGUGGGUUGUUAAUGUUGACUGAUGACCGCUUUGUCUACUGGAACUAUUUCAGCCAAGACAGUGUUUGCCGAACGUUUACGCAAGAUGAGUUUGAGGGUAUGUUGAGUCCCACUUUUGACGACUGUGACGGCGCGGUCAGGAGUGGGCUCGUCAGCGACAAUCCGUGCGUGGUCCAAGUUUCGGAAGCGUACGGCGGCCAUCGGUCUCUCUCAGCUGUGGACUCCGUUGGCCUCAGCGACCACCUGGAGGGGUCAUGGCUGCCCGUUGACCAGGAGAUCGGUGCUGACGGGGAGCAGGCCGCUGACCAAUGGGCAGUUGACGAAAAGAAGGCAGCCGCUGCUGACGAAUCAACAACCGACGAAUCAACAACCGGCGACGAAGAUUCCUCCUCUGGCACUGAGGGCUCUCAGACCGCCUAUUCUGACCCGACCACUGAUUAUACGACUGAAGACACGACUAAUGCUCCUGCCACGUUUACGACGUACGAGGAAACCAGUACCGCUACCGAAGGCUCGGGAUCUACUCACGACAACACAGGCACUGAAG